Molecule: messenger RNA, 501 nt
Organism: Durusdinium trenchii
Lineage: Eukaryota; Dinophyceae; Suessiales; Symbiodiniaceae
Source: the annotation of a GenBank genome assembly
AUGAUCUUUGUCACGGUAGGGACCACAUCCUUUGAUGACUUGAUCAAAGAAGUGGACAGUGAAUCCUUUCAGAAGCAGGCGAAAGAGCUGGGCUACACCCGCUUGGUGGUCCAGUACGGCCGAGGAAGCCACAGGAUGUGUGACCGAGAGCCACCCAUCCUGGAGGUUGAGUCCUUUGAUUUGAAGCCUAGUCUUGAAGAUGAGAUGUCCAGUGCAUCCCUCGUGGUCUCUCACGCGGGUGCUGGCUCAAUCAUCGAAGCACUCAGACAGAACAGGCGGCUACUGGUUGUUGUGAACCCCUCACUCAUGGACAACCACCAGCUCGAGUUGGCAGAGGCAAUGUAUCGACGAGGCUUUUGUGCCAUGGCCGCCGAGCCACACCAACUGCCGGCGGCGCUCGCCGAGGCAGCCAAGAUGCAAAUGCAACCCUACCCUCCCGCAGACCUUCGACCCUGGCACAAGCUCUUGGAGGAGACUUGCGGUGUUGCUCCGACAGGGUGA